CACCGCGCGAACAUUGUGAAUCGGUGGUGUAAAGAUGCCGAUUUUAGCACUAGACGUGAAAACAGUAAAGUUAAUUACUACCACACAAAUAAUAACAUCUGUAUACGCCGUGGUGAAGGAAUUAGUAGAAAAUGCGAUUGAUGCUGACGCAGACAACAUCGAAAUUAACCUAGUAGACAACGGUACGUCUUUAAUAGAAGUGAAGGACAAUGGUUACGGCAUAUCUAAGGAAGAUGUUCCAUAUAUGGGAUUACCAUCCUACACAUCGAAAAUAACCAAUUUCGAGGACCUAGAUGCAUUACAAACGUUUGGAUUCAGAGGAGAAGCGCUUAGCGCACUAUGUGCAGUAGCAGAAGUCACCAUUAUAACAAAAACAGAAGAGGAUAAUGUUGGAACUUUGUAUGUAAUGACUCAUGAUGGACAGAUUUUAAACUGUGAAUCUUGCCAUAGAAGUACAGGAACUACCGUACAAGUAAGAAAUUUAUUUAAGCAAGUGCCUGUGAGGCGGCAAAUAAUUACUAAUGUGAAGAAAACUAAUCAGUCUAUCAAAUUACUGGAAAAUUUAAUGCAGUGCUUUGGAAUAUGUAAACCAAAUGUACGAAUACAAUUCAGAGUAAACAACAAUGUUACAUUUACAAAGCCAAGUCUAAAUAAUAUUAGAGAAGCUAUAAGUUAUAUACUUGGCAGAAAAAUUAUGUCCAACAUGGAAUGGAUUGAAUCUAAAAAUGCAGAGAUUACUUUGCAAUUAAUGUUGCCUUCAAAAAAAGUACAGGAUUUAUCAGAAAUUUCUAAUCCGGAUUUACAAUUUAUUUUUGUAAAUAAUAGGCCUAUCAAGCACAAAGAUCUUGAAAAGCUAGUAAAUAGUCUGAUAUUAGAACAUUUUGAACAAGAGUCAUGUAGAAAGAAAAUAGUAUUUCUUAUGUACAUUACUUUGAGGCCAAUGGAUAUUGAUGUUAAUUUAGAACCAAAUAAAGAUGCAGUUUUUUUUAAAGAUCAGAAUAAAGUCCUUAAUACUGUAGAUAAUUGUAUUAAAAAAUUUUAUGGACUUAAAUAUGUGGAAGUCAUUGAACAAGAAAACGUGUUUAAUGACACAUCUGUCUGUUAUGAAGAUUAUUCACCUCGUUUGAAUAAAAAUGUUGCUGAGCCUGUGUGCAAAAAACGAAAAAUACAUGCUCAAGAGAAACAUAUUCAAGAAGAUAUUGUCAAAGAGAAGUCAAUACUUGCUAAUAACAGUAAGGAACAUGGAAAAUCUCCUCAAGAUAGUCCGAUUCAUGAUCAGCAACAUUAUAAAGAUGCAUUGGCUUUAACAACCCAUAUACAACCACCGAAUUUGAGUGAUUCUGAUUCAAAUGAUACUUUUCCUAUUACAAUUCCGGCUAAUGAUAAGGCAAAGGGAGACUAUUUAACUUUAAGUCAAUUACCUGUAGUAGACCUUGGUGAAGAUUUCGAUUUUGAAAAAAUUGAAGACUGCAAUGUUUCCAAGAACGAAAAAGAGGUAAAAAUAAACAUACAAGAAAAGACAGAAAUUACAUUGGAAACAUGGAGCAAGGGACAUGUCAAUGGCAUCAAGGGUGGUACAGAUAUAAUAUCGGAUAUUGCUAUUCAGAGACAAGUAAAUGAAAAGAUUGAUGAAACACUAGAACCAGAAAGAACACACGUUGAUCAUAAAGAUCUUAAAUUUCUAAAACAUGUUAGAUUACAAGUUACAAAGGAUAAUCCUAAAUUAACGGUAGCUCAAACAGCAAAAAAAAUUACAAACUUCUGGAAGGAACUGUCAUCGGAAGAGCGUGGUUAUUAUCGUGAUAUUGCAAAGGAAGAAGAAAAAGAACAUCAGAGAUAUAAAAAGAUGGAAAAACCCGAUGCGAAUAAAGUAGACUUAGAUAAAAAUAAAGGCAGACUUUUACAGUUGUUUGAAAAAAUGAAAAAUACGAGAAACGAGAGGAAAGAAAAGUUAAAUAUGAGGACGAUAGUACCUUGGAGCAUCGACAGAAUUAAGAUAAUCACAAGAUCAGGUUUUGAAAGUGCGCACAUAAUAGGUCAAUUGACAUCUAACUUGUGGGUUGCCACAAUUUGUGAACAGAUUUGGAUUGUAGACAUUCCUGGUCUGAUCAAAGGUUUGAAAGUUACUGAUAUUGAUGCAGAUAAGAUUGAUGUCAAGAGAAUCGAACGUCUUCUUAAGCAAUGGUUAGUAGAGCGAGAUGAUAUGUCAGUAAUGUACUCUAUAUAUAAAUUCUCAAGAAAAACGUAGAUACUCAUAUAUUUCUACAAUUUAUGUAAGAUAUUUUUCAAAUUAUUUAAGAAGUAAUUUAUAAUGUCACAUGUACAAUAUUUUUAAUUAUGUAAGCCAUAUAAAAGUAUAUACGUAUAAUGAAAAACGACUGUAAACACAACAGAUAAAAAAUUACAAAUAA
This is a messenger RNA of Monomorium pharaonis (pharaoh ant), 2411 nucleotides long. Its product is annotated as PMS1 protein homolog 1. The record is from RefSeq and is a predicted model, not a curated record. The transcript has 12 exons. Gene Ontology annotation, cellular component: MutLalpha complex. Bases 35 to 2248 code for a protein of 737 amino acids. Gene Ontology annotation, molecular function: ATP hydrolysis activity; mismatched DNA binding; ATP-dependent DNA damage sensor activity. Gene Ontology annotation, biological process: mismatch repair. NCBI's taxonomy places the organism in Eukaryota, Metazoa, Arthropoda, Insecta, Hymenoptera, Formicidae.